ACAUAUAUAAUACAUAGCAUACUUCCAUUUAUAUGUGGGUGAGAGAGUCAUACAGAAAGAAAAGAAAAAAAAAAAAGAGAGAGAGAGAGAGUAAUAUAGAGUUAAGUAAACAUGUCGGAUUGGGGUCCAGUGGUGAUAGCAGUGGUGCUGUUUGUGCUGUUAAGCCCAGGGCUAUUGUUUCAACUUCCCGGGAGGAACAAAGUGGUGGAGUUUGGGAACAUGCAGACAAGUGGGUUAUCCAUACUCGUCCACACCAUCAUUUUCUUUGGCCUCAUAACUAUCUUCCUCAUCGCUGUUGGUGUUCACAUAUAUACUGGAUGAGUGACCUGUGCUAGCUGCUCUCUUUUACAAUUAUUUGUGCCCAUUUUGUGGGGAUCAUAUACAGUAUUCCUUUGGCUCUGACUUUCUAGCUAAUUCUGUCUUUGUUUUUUGUUUUCGGUUGUUUUGUUUUGAACAGUGUGUGGGGAUUGUGUUAUGUUUAUAAGAUCUCUCCACCGUUGAAUGA
Molecule: messenger RNA, 505 nt
Organism: Quercus lobata
Lineage: Eukaryota; Viridiplantae; Streptophyta; Magnoliopsida; Fagales; Fagaceae
Exons: 1
Coding region: 112-321 (69 amino acids)
Source: RefSeq, a predicted model, not a curated record